AUGGGGAAUUUAUCUUCAAUAAAAUCGUCUUGCUUUUUCUUUUUUCUUUCUUUCUUUUUCCUAUGCUAUCUUUUUCUUUCUUUUUCAUUCUCUCAAUUAUCCUUUGUUUUUCUUUCUCUCUCCUAUCCUAUCUCUUUUCUCUAUCAAUCCUAUUCUAUCUUUUUCUCUGAAAACUUUCCCAUCCUAUCUUUUUUUUCUCUCCUAUCAUAUAUUCCCCCCCUCUCCCUAUCUUAUAUUUUUCCCUUUCUCUCCUAUCUUAUCUUUCUUCUCUCUCUUUCUUGUCAGAUAUUUCUUUCUCUCUCUCAUCCAAUCUAUUUUCUCUCUCUCAUCCAAUCUAUUUUCUCUCUCUCAUCCAAUCUAUUUUCUCUCUCUCAUCCAAUCUAUUUUCUCUCUCUCAUCCAAUCUAUUUUCUCUCUCUCAUCCAAUCUAUUUUCUCUCUCUCAUCCAAUCUAUUUUCUCUCUCUCAUCCAAUCUAUUUUCUCUCUCUCAUCCAAUCUAUUUUCUCUCUCAUCCAAUCUAUUUUUCUCUCUCAUCCAAUCUAUUUCUCUCUCUCAUCCAAUCUAUUUUCUCUCUCUCAUCCAAUCUAUUUUUCUCUCUCAUCCAAUCUAUUUUCUCUCUCAUCCAAUCUAUUUUUUCUCUCUCAUCCAAUCUUUUUUCUCUCUCUCAUCCAAUCUAUUUUUCUCUCUCUCAUCCAAUCUAUUUUUCUCUCUCAUCCAAUCUAUUUUCUCUCUCAUCAAUCUAUUUUCUCUCCUCAUCAAUCUAUUUUCUCUCUCUCAUUCAAUCUAUUUUUGUCUCUCAUUUAUUUUUUCUCUCAUCAAUCUAUUUUCUCUCCUCAUCAAUCUAUUUUUUUCUCUCUCCUAUCCUCAUCCAAUCUUUUUCUCUCUCUCAUCCAAUCUCUUUUUCCAAUCUAUUUUCUCUCUCUCCAUCCAAAUUUUUCUCUCUUCAAUCUAUUUUCUCUCUCAUCCAAUCGUCUCUCUUCCAAUCUUUUUCUCUCUCAUCCAAUCUAUUUUCUCUCUCAUCCAAUCUAUUUUCUCUCUCUCAUCCAAUCUAUUAUCUCUCUCAUCCAAUCUAUUUCUCUCUCAUCCAAUCUAUUUUUUCUCUCAUCCAAUAUUAUUUUCUCUCUCUCAUCCAAUCUAUUUUCUCUCAUCCAAUCUAUUUUCUCCUAUCUAUCUAUUUUUUCUUUCUUUCUCAAUUCAGUCAUUGUCGUUUUUUCUUUCUCUCUCCUAUCCUAUCUUUUUUCCUCAUCUAUCUAUCUUUUCCUCUCUCCUAACCUCUCUUUUUCUUUUUCUCUCUCCUAACGUCUCUUUUUCUUUUUCUCUCUCCUAA
Molecule: messenger RNA, 1326 nt
Organism: Acanthosepion pharaonis
Lineage: Eukaryota; Metazoa; Mollusca; Cephalopoda; Sepiida; Sepiidae
Source: the annotation of a GenBank genome assembly